AGGCGGCCAUAUCGUUAUAUAGUCUGGACAAUAUACUCGCCAUUAUUCGUCAAAUUUUGGCACUUUCAGGGCGACUUUGUCGUCUCUGGGCGCCUCCCUCUCGUGUUUUUUUGCAUACGACCAUAGAAUCGAGUGCAGUGCAACUCGAUCAUAUAUCACCGGGUAGUUUCUACAACCCGGAAGUGGAUUUUUAUAUCAACAUACGUGUUACAGUUUGAAUACGGACAGGACACAACGUUUUCUGGCUUUGUUGAACAGGUGGUGAGUUUAUAGUGGCACGGAUUGUCUGUGUCUGCGGAAACAUCUCUUUACGUUCCUGUAGAACUCAUCAUUAAGUGUUCGUUGAAUCAUAAUCAGUAUAGGGUUCGGAAUUUUGUCGUCUUCCAAGUUACAGGGGGUCGCAUUUUUGAUUAUCUAUGAGGAUCUUGCCUACACAACACAUUGAAAUUUUGUGUUAUGGCGACCCUCGCAAUUGAGGAAAAUUAUUACAGACUCAACUUUUGUACAGUGUACAGUAAAAUAUCAAACAACGAGCUUUAGCCUCUUGAAAACCUGAACCUCCGACAUCGUCAAUGAACUAUGAUGAACGACAACAAAUCAAAGAAAACCGGCAUCACGAUCAACGGUGACGCUACGUCAGAGGAGGCUGCCAUCUGUUCAACAAACAGCGGCAGUGACACCAACACCAGUAGCGGAAGUACAACACCAGCAACAACACCCACUGAUGGUCUACCACCAGCCUUAAAAAGUUUUGGAUCUAGCGGUAGAGGUAAAGCUAAGCGUGUAAGUAUCAAGCUUGAAAGCGAGACAGAAGUAAAUGACACUGUUGCUAAUGAAAGUUCCACAGCUUGCAGUGUUGUUGAAGUAGUCCCUAAUGCGAAGAAACAUGGGAGUUCUGAUGACGAGGGGGUAAAAAAUGGUGCUAAGCAUAACAGAGAGGAUUCAAGCAAAGUGUCUUCCCCAGAGAAUGAGAAAGCUGAUAAAACAUUUGGGAAAGGAGAACAUGCAAGUUCACCACAUCCCAACAUUGACAGUCCCCAAACUGAAAAACCACCACAGAAUGAAAAAGAACUAGACAUUCAAAGAAGGUUGGAAGGAGAUGAUAAAACAGAAAGUGAAGAAAGGGAAGAGCAAGCUGUAGAUUCCUCAAGUGAUGGAAGGUUUAUGAGGUUUGAUGUAGAAGUUGGCAGAGGGUCAUUCAAGACUGUUUACAAAGGUCUUGACACUGAAACUGGAGUGGCUGUUGCUUGGUGUGAAUUACAGGAUAAGAGGUUAAGUAGGUCUGAAAGGCAGAAAUUCAAGGAAGAAGCAGAAAUGCUAAAGGGGCUGAACCAUCCAAAUAUAGUAAGAUUUUUUGAUUGUUGGGAGUCUGUUCCACCACCAUCAGGCAGAGGACGCAAAUAUAUUGUGCUUGUUACAGAACUCAUGACCUCAGGAACACUUAAAACAUACUUGAAGCGUUUUAAGGUAGUGAAAACCAAAAUGUUAAGAAGUUGGUGCCGGCAGAUCCUCAAAGGACUUAAUUUUCUUCACACACGCCAACCGCCUGUCAUCCACCGUGACUUAAAGUGUGAUAAUAUUUUCAUCACUGGAACGUCAGGAUCUGUGAAAAUUGGUGACUUGGGUUUAGCAACGUUGAAGAAAACCUCCUUUGCAAAAAGUGUCAUAGGUACCCCGGAAUUCAUGGCACCAGAAAUGUAUGAAGAACAUUAUGAUGAAUCAGUUGAUAUUUAUGCUUUUGGUAUGUGUAUGCUGGAAAUGGCAACAUCUGAGUAUCCAUAUGCUGAGUGUCAGAAUCCUGGACAGAUCUACAGAAGAGUUACAAGUGGGGUAAGGCCUUUAAGUUUUGACAAGGUUACUAAUCCAGAGAUUAAAGAUAUUAUUGAUGGAUGCAGUCGACCAGACUGUACUGAAAGGCUUACAGCAAAAGAACUUCUUACCUUGGAAUUUUUUGAAGAAGAUACAGGUUUUAAAGUUGAAUUAAUGGGAGAUAUUGAAGAUGAUGGCACCAUACAACUGAGGUUAAGAGUUGAUGAUCCGAAAAAAAGGAAAGAUAAACAUAAAGACAAUGAAGCUUUGCAGUUUGGUUUUGAUCUACAGAAGGAUGACCCAGAUCAAGUGGCUGCUGAAAUGGUGAAGUCUGGAUUCUUGAAUGAAUUGGACCAGAAAACAGUUGCGAAGUGCAUAAGAGAUCGCAUUACUACAGCUAAAAGGAUUAAAGAAAGAAAAAAAGAAAAACUAGAAAGGUUGGAAAAACAAAAACAUGAAAAUGAACAAAAUGUGCAACAGCAGAAUGUUCCACGUGUUGACAGUGAUGGUACACUUGACUCUGGCAUAGGAUCUGAUGCUUCCAGUAUGCAUAUUUCACAGCCAUCAGUUCAGGGACAAUACCAACAGUCUCCCCAUUUAUCGCAACAGUUUGCUGCUAACCAGUACCCUGGCCAACAAGGACAAUUUUUACCUAAUCCUGCUGGCUUCCAGCAAGGAGGCUAUCCUGCAAACUCCCUUCAAUUUUCCUAUCAGCAGCUUGCGUACAAUCAAGGACAGCAAUAUCAACAGACUUCCCAACAGCCGUAUUCACAGGAUCAGUUCCAACAGUACCCAGGUUCGUAUGGUCAAACACAGUCAUUCCAAUCGUCUGGCCAGUACCCACAGCAAUUCCAGCACUUGCCACAGCAACAGUAUCAGCAGCAGCAAUUUCCGCAACAGUUCCAACAGCAGUUUCCACCUCCACAGCAACAAUACAUUGUGCCAGGACAGCAACAACAACAGUUCUUACAGCAAUCACAGCAACAAUACCAAACUGCUCCAGCUGCUCUUCAACCAUCCCCAGGUACCCUCCAGCCACCAUCACAGCUCCAAACUCAGCCUACACAGUUUUCUCAGCAGCAAAAUCUACCUUCCCAAGAAAGCCAGACAAGUAUUCCACAAUCCCAAUUGCAACAACCACAAGACUGCCAAAUGAAGACUUUAGUUCAGACAGAGAGAAAAGAUAUUUCUCCCCCUGAAGGACACAGUGGUCCAGGCACUCCUCAGACUGAAGGUGCUAAAGAAGGUCAUGGCAGCCAAGAGGGACUUCCUGCCAACCUUGCUGUUGACAAAGCCAGGAAAAAAGAUACCAAAGAAAAGACUGAGAAAGAAAAGGUGAAGAAGACUAAGGGUAUAAAAAGAAAAAAUCCAUCACUGUCUAUUGUACAAGUGGAAAAAGAUGGCAUCGUAGAAUGUGCUUUGGAAACGCAUAACGGACAGACUGUCACUUUUAAAUUUGCUGUUGAAGAUGAUGUGGAAGUUAUUGUUGAAAAUUUGGUUGAUAGUAAACACUUGACAGAGCAGCAUACUGAAUUAUUUGUUGAACAAAUCAAGGAAGUUGUACAGAAGGCAAGAGAUAUGGGUCCAACACCUGCAGAUGAGAUUCCUCGUUCAAGUCCAAAACAACAGAGAAGAACGUCUACCCAAGUGUCUGUAGAUGAGAGUCAACUUGUGGCUCAAAAUGGCCAGCAUUCAGAUGCAACUCCUGAGGGGAGUGUUCCUACCACACCAACAGUCAAAGAAGGUGCUGCCUUUGAUAGGUCUCCUCUCAAAACUCUAAAAGGUGCUAAUAUCCCAGCCAAUGCGCAAGCAAAUGUUGGUAGUCAACAGUCAUCUGUUCCACCUGCUAAUGUUGACAAGACAAGUCCUCUAGAUGAUGAUUCUAAUAUGGUUGCCUUGAAUGCUGCUACAACUCAAAGCCUUCCUCAGAAUGCUGCCAGUGUCUCUGUUCAAAAUAUGUUGGGUAAAAGUACAUCUGCUGAUGUCCAACAGGAUCAGAUCUCGCCAACCUCAUCAUCUGCAACAAUUGCAUCACCAAAACCAGCAAUUAGUACGUCGCAACCUGCGAAUGAAGUGAAAACAAAACAAGGUCUUGGUCCUGGAAGAUCAGUCUCUUCUCCCGCUGUUGCGCAUCACAAUCAAUCAUCAGUGGAUGUUGCCACACCUUCAAUGCCUUCUGUCCCACUUAGUCAGAUAAGUGCAAAUCAAACAUUGCCAGCAAACCAACAGGUUCCUGCAAAUCAGCAGGCCAUGGCUGCCACUGCUGCACAACAGCAAAAUGUGCCAGCAAACCAACAAAAUAAAUUGCAGCAGCCAUCACAAGACAUUCCUGCCAAUCAGCAAGCCAGACUCCAGAAUCAACAAACCAGCACCCAAUCUAACCUGCCAGGCUUGCCUCUACAAACUGGUAUGCAGCCACCUGGAAGUCUGAAAGGGGUGUCACCUGUAGGAGUUCUUCCAGCACAAGUCAUGCAGAUGCCACCUGGAAUGCAAGCACCACCACAAGGACAAGGGGUGCAAGCCCCACCACUGCAAGGAAUGCAAGCUCCAUCGCUGCAAGGAAUGCCGGCUCCUCCACCACAAGGAAUGCAGGCCCCAGCACCGCAAGGAAUGCAGGCCCCAGCACCGCAAGGAAUGCAGGCCCCAGCACCGCAAGGAAUGCAGGCCCCGCCAUCGCAAGGAAUGAAACGUCAUCAAUAUCAAGUGAUGAAGGCAUAA
This is a messenger RNA of Saccoglossus kowalevskii, 4527 nucleotides long. RefSeq lists its product as uncharacterized. Gene Ontology annotation, molecular function: protein serine/threonine kinase activity; ATP binding. The record is from RefSeq and is a predicted model, not a curated record. Gene Ontology annotation, biological process: protein phosphorylation. NCBI's taxonomy places the organism in Eukaryota, Metazoa, Hemichordata, Enteropneusta, Harrimaniidae.